Molecule: messenger RNA, 1042 nt
Organism: Trachemys scripta elegans
Lineage: Eukaryota; Metazoa; Chordata; Testudines; Emydidae
Product: prosaposin-like
Exons: 6
Coding region: 378-929 (183 amino acids)
Biological process (GO): antimicrobial humoral immune response mediated by antimicrobial peptide; killing of cells of another organism; defense response to bacterium
Cellular component (GO): cytolytic granule
Source: RefSeq, a predicted model, not a curated record
GGACCCUCGAGGCCGAUACACCCCCCGGCCCCAGAGAUCCUGCCCCAUGUACCCCAUCCCCCCAGCCAGCACCAGGACAGGGGCCAGGUCAAAGGGAAGCCACGGGAGGCCAUGAGGGGCAGAGACCCCACCCGCAGAGGAGCCCUGAGCUGCUGCAGCCUGGGCCGCUUGUGGAUACUGAGGUUUCCUGGGGGGCAGGAAGUGUUUGGAACUUACGUCAGUUGCUAUACCUGGCCCUGCUGGAGAAACCAAACCUGCCCCACCCACUGCAUCGUGGCGGGGGGCUCCCCACAACAUCUCGUAUUGGCUCCUGGGGCCCAGGAACGGGGCGUGGCCGCCCCCCCUCAGGGGAUAUAGGGCCAGGGAGCAAAGGGACGAUGCGACGCGACUACCUGGGAGGCAAGAUGAUCGCGGUGCUGCUGCUCCUCUCCCUGCUUGCGGGGGCGACUGCCCUGGCCCUGCCGGGGGAACCCCCCGAGUGCCUGCAGGGCCCCGAGUUUUGGUGCCGGGACGUGGCCACAGCAGCCCAGUGCGGCCGACUGCAGUUUUGCCUGGAGUACGACUGGGACGAGCUGCCCGAGGGCGCUGACGAGCGGCACCCCUUGGUGAAGUGCUGGGUGUGCAACAAAGUCAUCAGAAAGCUGAAGAAAAUGGUGUCCAACACGCACAACACAAGCAGCGUGGCAAUGGCCGUCAAGAAGAUCUGCUCCACCUUCCUCUUCAGCUGGGCAGGCAAGUGCCACCGGGUGGUGGACCAGUACGUGCAGCCCAUCGAGGAGGGGCUGGCCCAGGACCUGGAUCCCCGCGACAUCUGCGUCUCCAUUGGCAUGUGCAAGAGCCAGAGCCACCCAGGGUGGAAGGUUCCUGGCCUGCGCCGGGCUCCGGCUGCAGAGAGCCCCGCGGAAGCCAGGGGACCAGAUGGCGCGUGAGCCAGGGCAGAACGGAGCCCCUGCUGUGCCCGGAGCUCCGGCAAGAGGGGCUGCCCCCAGCUGUGACACCCGCCCGGGAACUGGCCUUUCAAUAAAGUUUCUGCUUGCAGCAA